AUGGGUGGUGACCAUCAAUGUCCUGUCUGUCAGGCUACUUUCACUCGUCCACAGCACGUCGCUCGUCACAUGCGAUCACAUACAGGUGAUCGCCCCUACAAGUGUCAGUAUUGUGGAGACCAAUUUGCACGCAGCGAUCUUUUAUCGCGCCACGUCAACAAGUGUCAUGCAAAUGAAAAACCGCCACAAACCGCCACCAAUGGUCGUCGCAAAGGCUCUGCUUCAACCUCUCGAGCAACUACUUCGAAGCAAGCAUGCGACCAAUGCGUCCAAUCAAGCUUACCAUGCGACGGUUGCAAUCCUUGUUCAAAAUGCUCACAACGCAAGGGUCGAUGUACUUAUGUGAAAUUCCACCGUCAAACCGCACCAAGUGGCCCUGGUCAUCAUGUGCCUCGCCCCGCCUCCCUUUCUUCUUCUCUUGGGAAUGGACGGCUAUCCCUGGACGACUUCAUCCUCGGUCCUUCCCCAGUGAGCGUACCCAGUAUGGACACUUCUUCGGGUGAUCCGCUUUACACAACCCCAUUUUCCUUCAAUCAUGUGUAUGCUUCGUCAGCAAACGCUGUACAUCUUCCCAUGUCGCUCUCUUCCGACUCCGAGAUUGCUGGAAGAAAUCGGGCACAAGCUGACCUCAUGCGUCAUGCCGGAGCUCCCAUGCUUGCAAAUCCUCAAGGUUCACCGGCACUUCUACCUGAGCUUUACACGGACCAUAAUCAACCUUCCAACAAUUGGCUUGGAUGGGGCGAGAGCACAAACCCGGGGUUGACUGCUAUACAAACUAGUCAACCCCAGUUCGCGUCUUUGGAUGAAGCUUUCUCACAAAAUCAAUAUGGUGCGGACGGUUCAGAUAACUUCAGCUCAGAAAUGUUCACUGGGCCCUUCAUUGGAUUAGCCUACCGGCCUCGCCGAGACUCCGUUGAUUACAGUGACGGCAGUAGCGCUUCGCAAUCCAUGCCUUCUAGCGCUACUUCGUCCAACGUCCAUCUCCCCCUAUCGGCGGGGGAUAUGUACCAGGGCGUUUCAGAGGAGUUUCAACAGCGAAUGCUGCUUGACCCUCAACGCCGAAGAGACUCAAUGUCCUCUACCUCUGCACCUGAAUCCCACGACCAGCAGUCCGAUGAACAUUCUCGAGUCGGUGAAGGCGGGUUCUCCUCCGCAUUUGGACUCAUGUCUAUUGACGACCCAAAUGUCCUUGCUGGGCUCUCAACAGAUGGUGUACCUUUCUUCUCAAACGCUGCAAUGAAUAUGCGACCUCAUUCGCCGAACGUUACUCCGAUGCCGCCCAAGGCACUAUCACAGCAGCAGCUCAGAGAUCGCGGCAUGUCACUCUCUGCGUUGCCCACACCUGGUUUAGGUCGUGACGACUUCAUGUGGAAGGCAUUCAUACGCACGCCUAUGAGUGGACCUCAACUCGCCGGCUCAGAAGCGCCGGGCACCAUGCCGCAAUCUCCCUCUUCACGCCGAAGAGUUCGUGUGUCCUCUCUUCCAAGUUCCAAAACGCCCACCGUAGAACGAGCCCUUCCUGGUAUGGCAAACGGCAAUGGAGAGGGAGCUCGCAUGACGCUCCAUGGCAACCCUGAAGAUCUUCGGAGCUAUGAAGCUGCUGUCAAUGCUCGCAACGCAUCGCUCAACCUCAACCUCCCAAAACGGCGAGGUACGCGGGCAAACCCACCUGCAUGUGUUUCUUCCGGUGCACGUGGCACUAAUCGUCGCACAGAUACCACACAUUCGCAGUUGAAUAUCGGUUUUGAUUUGAACGCCAGCCGUCCUUCGAGCUCCUCGUCGGCAUCGUCACUUUCGCAGGCAUUCAUGUCUCAUCUACCUCCCGUGAAGGGAGCUGCACCACCAAUGAAUGGGGUGUCCAUUUCGUUGCCUGUACCUCGUGUGAGCAGCAUGGGAAGUUCAAGCACUCAAAGCGGGUCAAGAGAUGGGUCAAGAGAGUCAUCUGUUGCCUCUGACUGCACAGGAAGCUCGGAGGGCGAAAUAUUCCGGCCUGCUUUCAAGCGUCUCCCUUCACAGACUCUGGGUCCGGCCAAUGCAAAACGUGCUCAAUUCGAAAAGCACGGAGUUGCUGAGAAGGAACCUAUCAUUGUGAACGGUGACCGUACUAUGCUAGGCGUUCCCAAUGGCGGCUCGCGUCACGUCACUGUGCUUCCUGGCCGUGCUCGCCAAUCGAGCGAGAAACAUUCGUCUCGGAAUGGUUUAAACGUGCCACGGCAAUGA
This is a messenger RNA of Suillus plorans, 2220 nucleotides long. RefSeq lists its product as uncharacterized. Lineage: Eukaryota; Fungi; Basidiomycota; Agaricomycetes; Boletales; Suillaceae. Gene Ontology annotation, biological process: regulation of DNA-templated transcription. The record is from RefSeq and is a predicted model, not a curated record. The coding region runs from base 1 to 2220 and encodes 739 amino acids. Gene Ontology annotation, molecular function: zinc ion binding; DNA-binding transcription factor activity, RNA polymerase II-specific. The transcript is spliced from 4 exons.